Molecule: messenger RNA, 1715 nt
Organism: Ceraceosorus guamensis
Lineage: Eukaryota; Fungi; Basidiomycota; Exobasidiomycetes; Ceraceosorales; Ceraceosoraceae
Product: acetylornithine and succinylornithine aminotransferase
Exons: 3
Coding region: 33-1523 (496 amino acids)
Cellular component (GO): mitochondrial matrix
Molecular function (GO): pyridoxal phosphate binding; identical protein binding; transaminase activity
Source: RefSeq, a predicted model, not a curated record
UCCGACUUCCGCUUCUUCCGACAAGCUCCAGGAUGUUGGGGCGUUUUACAAAACAGGCUGGACAGCUUGGAAGGUGGUCGAGAGCGGGUGUCCUUGCGCAGAGGUCCUACGCCUCAUCACCGCGCGUGAGUGAACCAUGCCAGCGGUACCUCAAAGUUACACAUCCAGACGAUCUACCAGAAUUCGACUCUCCCAACUCGGUUGGAGCGACGCUGAAGCGCUUCGAUGCGUCCACACUAGCAACCUACUCUCGCCCCUCCGUCUUGCUCACUCGUGGAAAAGGUCUCGAUUUGUGGGCAGCAUCGGAUGAUGCCGGCUCCCCCUCGGGAAGAGGAGAGCGGCAUUAUCUGGACUUUAGUUCCGGCAUCGCUGUCAACUCUUUGGGCCAUGCUGAUGCGCAAAUCGCCGAGGUUGCGGCCGAUCAAGCUAAUAGAUUGGUCCACAGCAGCAACUUGUAUCACAACGAGUGGAGUGGGGAGCUGGCGGAUAGGAUGGUCAAGCUGACGAGAGAACAUGGCGGACUGGGCAUCGAGCGAGGAAGCUCAGAGGGAGACUUGAAGGUGUUUUUGGCCAAUAGCGGUACGGAGGCGAACGAAGCCGCCCUCAAAUUCGCUCGAAAGCAUGGCAUGUCGCAUUCUGGCAAGCCGGCAACCAAAUCCGGUCUAGUCAGCUUCAACAACGCCUUUCAUGGUCGCACGAUGGGAGCGCUAGCCAUGACGCCCAACCCAAAAUACCAAGCACCAUUCGCCCCCCUUCUCGGGGAUGUAAAGACGGGUCACUACAACUCCUUUGAAGGUCUUCACGACCUCAUCGACGAUAAGACGGCAGGCGUCAUUGUGGAGCCGGUGCAAGGCGAGGGAGGCAUCUUUCCCGCCAAGCUCGAGUGGCUCCAAGCUCUCAGAAAGAGAUGCGACGAAGUCAAGGCUCUGCUCAUCUUUGACGAGAUCCAAUGCGGUCUUUGGAGAUCCGGAUCCUUGUGGUGUCACUCCAACUUUCCGACCAACGCUCAUCCGGAUCUCAUCACCAUGGCCAAACCUCUUGCAAACGGCUUCCCCAUCGGAGCGGUUCUGAUGCGCAAGUCGGUUGCCGAUAGCAUCACAGUUGGGGAUCACGGAACAACAUUUGGAGGGGGUCCUCUGACCAGCAGGAUAGCCCAUCACGUUCUGGGGCGGCUGUCUGACCCUGCCCUGGUCAAGAGUGCCAAAGCAGCUUCGGACAAGCUCAAGGCGCGAUUGACUGAAUUGCGAGACCUCUUUCCUGAAUUGAUCCGACACGAAGAAGGCGCGUAUGAGUCACCCAGAGGCAAAGGCUUGUUGAUCGGUCUGAGCACAAAGGACCCUUCUCAUGCUGGCAAGAUCGUCAAGCUGGCCAGAGAGCGCGGCUUGAUUGUGCUCAGCGCUGGAUCGGAUGCCGUUAGGAUAGUCCCAAGCUUGACGGUAUCGCUGGAGCAGAUCGAUACUGCUGCAGACAUACUGGAGAGCUGCUUCUCCGUCUUGGCUCGAGAGACUAGACAUACCGCCUAGAAAUGACAACCAAACCUCUGCAUAACCUCUCAUGGCUAGAGAUGUGCCAGUGAAAGACCAAAUGAUGACUGGCAGCCUUUGACGAGAUAGCAUGCAAGCGCUCGUCAUGCGAUGGAGUAUGUUGAGGUGCUAUGCGUCGUCGAUUCAAAGUUUAUCAAGUUUUUGACUCUGUUGUGAUUCUCUGGAGAUUGG